Aureobasidium vineae is the source of this 3060-nucleotide messenger RNA. The record is from the annotation of a GenBank genome assembly. Lineage: Eukaryota; Fungi; Ascomycota; Dothideomycetes; Dothideales; Saccotheciaceae.
AUGGGCUCAUAUUUUGGUCGAAACCAUUCGCCCAAGCCGUCGACCGAGCGUGCGCAUUCCUACAUCUCGCAUGCCAACGCCUCAUCGUCGCCCGUCUCGCAAUCGGCGCCUGUCCUGCCACCCAUCCCAAGCAUCGCUGAUGUCGCAGACGAUGCACAACCCACGGGACUGGGCCUCGACGCCGCCUUUACCUUCGACCCGAGUCCGCAACAGUCCACACCCUCUUCGUCUUCGAAUCUCUCGACGCCCUCACCGCUCCGCGAUGCCGCUACCACUACUGCUCCUGCUGUGCGCCCGCAGAACUUGCAAAAGGGAAGGGCUGUGACAAGUCCUGUAGGUGCCUUGCCUAGCUUCCAGCAAGCAAACAUGUCACCAUCUUCUCCCCUGGCCGCCCUUUCCGUACCCUAUUCCUCGACCACCGCCCAGGCCAAACCUCGCGCAGGCAACCGCCCACUUCCCGCCGAGUCGACAAUCAAUGGAGUCCCACAGCAUGCAAAGACGUCCAAACAGAAACCGGAACUACACUCGAACAAGUCAUCCAAAGGCAAGUUCAACCUGCUCAAUCCUGUCAACCUGCUUAUGCGCAGACGUUCUGCGCAAGCUGUCGAAACCCUCGAGAAGACACAAUCCAAGAACCUGGCCAUACCACCUAUGGAUCUUCCUGAUGAUUACGAUCCACGCAUUCGAGGCAAGCUUGUACACGAUUUCAGCGCUCCUCGAACUCGACGCACGCCGUCAUAUGAUCCGAGUCUAGCAGAGGCUUCAUCGAAACCUUCGACUGCAAACGACUCUAUCAGAUCGCAGCAGGACUCGGUCGACCGUGAUGCCAAAAGGCAAUCAGUCCAGCAUACGCCCAUCUUCGUUGAGCAUAUCGAUAGCGAACCUGACGCGAACCGUGUAAAUGCUGAAACUUUGGCGAACAGCGAUUUCAUCGCCCGAAACUCAUGGCACCAGAGUGGAGAGUCACUCAACAUGCCUCCCUUUGGCCGCCGGAGUCAGCUAUUCGAUGACCAAACUUACUCUGAACCUGCUUCCGAUUCUCCACAUUCUGCAAUGAGCGCCAUGAGCGGUCCGGGAUGGCAAUAUCACGAACCUGAGCGUGUCUACUCCCCAGUAUCACCCGAACCCGCUCCUGAAUCCGCGCCUGAGCACCACGAGCUCGGAUCUGAAAGAAACGAGCAAGAGUCACUGUCAUUUCAGCAAGAACCUCAACCAUCACCUAACCUUCUACCGAAUCCCAAUUCUACCUUGCCUAGGCAUAUGACCAGUACAGCUUCACGUUUCAGCUUUCAAAUAGCCAAUGACUCAAUAGCGGAGGAAAAACUGCUGGAAGAGAGACAUAAGCUGCGCCAGUCGAAUAUCGUCCAGGAUCCACCUAAGUUUGAGCGUGACGAUUACGAAGAUGAAGAAGAGGAUGCUUUCGACGAGGAUGCUAUGUACGAUCACGAUGAGAUGGAAGACUCGCCUGCGAACGGUCUUUACGAACAUCUCAAUUCUGGUCUGGCCGAACGUUUCUCUACCAUGAGUCUGGACUCGGGCCAGGGCCAUCAAUCUGCGGCGUCUUCGAGCACCUUGUACUCCGCUACCGCUCCUCAGACGAUGCAACCGCCCUUCCAAAACCCGUUACGCUCAAAUCCGCCACCAAGCUCAAUCCAACAGCAGCCCUCGGGUCCCUCGAUGUCAGCCGAACCUCAGCAGCAACUGGCUAGACCAUCUUCUGCCAACUCUUUCUAUUUUGAUGAUGGCAUGCUUGACCAACUUGAUGAUGUACAUGAAGAAGAGGAAGAAGAUGAGAUUGAUAAUGAAGCCUUCGAUGAAGACAAAUUCGACGACCCUUCAUAUCUGAAAAGACCGAAUCAACCACCUCAUCUGCACGAAAGCGCCACGAACUCCUCGAUCUAUGCGCCACCAGAUGCACCUGUUCACAAUAUGCAGAUGCAGCCUCAGAUACCCCAAAGUCACAUGUCUGGCUCGACCCACGCUUCCCGCGGCUCUUACUCAGCAUUCGACUUUGGCUUCAGCGAUGGUGCAACCAUAGAGGAUACCUUCUCAUCUCCGGAAAUCCCUAAUGACGACUUUGCUUUCGAUGAUUCGGAUCUGAUAUCCGCUGCAAACUCGGAAGCACUUGCAAACGACGAUGAAGGAUUCUACAGCCAAGAGUUUGGUUUUUACGCCAGAGCACGUCCAGGAGGCGAUCCUGAUGCAAUUGGGGCUAUCAACGGUGGCUAUUUUGGCGCACCUGGAAUCGAGAUCGUACGACAGAAGAGUGUAAAAGAACCGAAUCUGACUCCCAUCACCGAGCGCAGCGAAUUCAGCACGCGUAACUCGUACAUCGGCCCAUUCAGUCCACUCGCCGCUGCACUUCCAUCGCCCGGCUUUCCGCCGUCCCAUAUGGCAGCAGCGCGUAUGAGCCCUCUUGCUUGGCAGCAUUUGCAAGAAGACGAGAUGACACUAGCAGAUCUCCGAAGACUUAAGCAAGGCGCAUUCGGUAGCAGCAGCAACAGUGUCAACUCCUUGUCCUCGUCUUUCGGCGUACCGGCUCCUUACAGUCCCACCAUGGCUGCACAGAACAUGCCCGGUGGCUAUUUCAUGCCGCGCGCCGGUGGUGUUCCCAUGGCCUGGCAGCGUAGCAGCGACAGCAACUCCAACUACAACCCAUCUAAUCAUUCUUCCAGUCCUGUUCCUACAUCGCCAAUUCACGCAUCGAUUCCCAACGGUAUGACCAACAGCCAGACAUUCAAUUCACCUCUGCAACCACCACAUGCAUUCUUCGUGGCAGACAACGUCUCAACUCCUAAGAAGAGCUCAUCUGGUCUACAAGAACUGCCAGGAACGCCAGUGACGGUGAAANAAGCCGCAGCCAAGGAAACAGCUGCAGCUUCAGAACGGCAAUCACACCAAACACACUCACGAUCUGGCAGCAGUGCAGACAACAUCACUUAUGUCCGUGAAGAGGACUCUACGGGCGGCAAGCGUUGGGUCCUCGAAAGACGGCGUACGAGCGAGGCUGGCCUCUUAGAACUAAUCGGCAGAGAAGUUGUCGAAGGUGGCCGCAUUUGA